AUGGAAAAUAUAGAUAAAUACAUUUCAACGGAACAUACUCAUAUAUCAUUACAAUCAAGGAAACCACACUUCAGUUUUACGGUAAAUAUGUCCAUAUUACAAGCAUUGAGAAACAUUCCGUUACACGCAUCGACCACGGCACUAAUUGAGAAACGUAUCUUAUUAAAUCAACAUGCUACCGAAAAUGAAAAACUUCGAUUACAUGAAUUAGUCAAACGUUUUACCAUUGCAAGAAAGACUACUCAGAAGAACAAAGCCGCCGAGGAACUAAUAUAUAUGACAUACUUCCAUUGGACGAACACUGUUCCCGCUUACUUGAAAGUAUUUGAGACACGAUACGAUGAUUUACUUAACUAUUGGCCUAUCGAUAAAGAUUCAGAACAUUUAAAAGAUAAGAAAGUUCCAAUUUUAAGAGACCUAUGGUUAAGAAAUGACAGCCAGGCAAUCCAAUUGACGUUAGACCAUAUGUCUAAGCAGGAUCCAAAUUGUCCCAUAGAUAUGUUUAAACCAAUAUUCGAACAAUUUCAAUUUUUAAUGAGUGAGCCUCAAUUACAACGUCGGAAACUAGGUAAAACGGCUAGAGUACCGGCAUUACUAUUACCUAUGAAUGUAUUAGGUAAAGAUAUUCCAUCCUGUCGUGCAAAUAAUUUAUUAAAAGAACAAAUCAAUGAUGUCAAAACGAUUCUAACCAUCGAUAACCCAAUACUGGCACCAGACGUAGCCCAAGACUUACUCAAUUUGUCUAACAACUACGACCACACAAUGAAUAGAAAAAUUAGCAGACGGUACCGCUUAGUGUCGAAGUAUGGUUACUCAUGGAUCAAACCUUGCAAUGGUGAUAAACCGAAGUUAGCCUCCCUUUGUGGAUCGGAGUUCACAUCCUAUUUGGAACAACCAGAAUUUGAACAGAUCACGUGA
Molecule: messenger RNA, 918 nt
Organism: Maudiozyma barnettii
Lineage: Eukaryota; Fungi; Ascomycota; Saccharomycetes; Saccharomycetales; Saccharomycetaceae
Gene: GEP5
Product: Gep5p
Exons: 1
Coding region: 1-918 (305 amino acids)
Source: RefSeq, a predicted model, not a curated record